GCUCAAAGCCCUUGCAAUCGUAAAUCUUUUUCCAUUGCAUUACCCAAUAGUAAUAUCCAGCACCAUCCACUUCAAGCUCUUCGUCGUCACCUGUGGAAGGUCUGUUCGGCCCUAAUCUCAUCAUUUCUCUUCUUCUCGCCGUCUUUGCGUUGAGCUCGUGGCGCCGCCGUCGCAAAGGGUUCCUCUUCUCCUUUUCUCCUCUCAAGGCUCCUCUCCUCUUCGAUCUCUCUCUCUGUCUGAGCUCAUCGUCCCUCUUCGAGCUCUCUCUCGUUCUCUUUGUCCGAGUCCCGUUCCUCCGUCGCCGUCACUUCCCAUCCUCCCUCGCCGCCAACAGGGGAUAACGUGAAAAAUAUAUAAAACAUUGAGCAGAGUGUCAGUGACCUCAACUACCAGCCAUGGCAAUAAGCUUCCAUUCCCUCACUCUACCUUCAGCUAUACUGAAGAUAGAGCUAAGAGCCCCAAAUUCAUGGAGCCCUAGCCUUACAGUUAGCUCACAGAUGAUGUCCCAAAUGCGAAAGGAUAGUCGGGGACGACGAAUAUGGCGGCGAAGGAGAUUGACUAAAAAGGAUGAAUACUUGCCGUUCAAGAUGGAGCGGGUACCUUUCCUGGAGGAGCAAGUUCGGAUUAUAAAGGAGCAGGGGAAACUGUUGACAUUGGAUAUAUACAAAUUGUUGUUAUCAGAGGACAAUCAGUUUGAUUUUGUGAAUGAGAUAGCAGCUGAGGCAAAUGAAUAUGUUGAGAACAAUGUAGAUGAGUAUGGAGGUGAGAAGAAGGCCAUUCUUCAUGUUCUGAGCAACAGAAUGAACGAUAUGGGGUUUCCCCGACCAGAUGCAUAUGCCGAGUCUGAUCCCUUCAAGCCUGGGCCUGAUUAUUUGAAACAAGAGUUCACAUGAGUUCAAAUCAAAUGUUAUGCCGAUAUCUUAAAGUAGGGUUGAAAAAUCAAUUUUUGCUUCACUUGCAUAGUUGAUGUUAGUCUAUGUUGGCUGUAGUUAUUUGUAUGCGUAAAAUUAAAAGCUAUCUUGAAAGUAUAUUUAAAAAAGAAUGACUGUAUUGUGCAAUUACACCAUUGUUCUAUAUUUGACACUUUCCGAAAUCGUUAACGAAACGAUUUACCACUGAA
Molecule: messenger RNA, 1120 nt
Organism: Arachis stenosperma
Lineage: Eukaryota; Viridiplantae; Streptophyta; Magnoliopsida; Fabales; Fabaceae
Product: protein PLASTID TRANSCRIPTIONALLY ACTIVE 7-like
Exons: 5
Coding region: 396-893 (165 amino acids)
Biological process (GO): plastid transcription
Cellular component (GO): plastid-encoded plastid RNA polymerase complex
Source: RefSeq, a predicted model, not a curated record